Messenger RNA from Candoia aspera, 1618 nucleotides. Its product is annotated as zinc finger protein 501-like. The coding region runs from base 71 to 1618 and encodes 515 amino acids. Gene Ontology annotation, biological process: regulation of transcription by RNA polymerase II. Gene Ontology annotation, molecular function: RNA polymerase II cis-regulatory region sequence-specific DNA binding; DNA-binding transcription repressor activity, RNA polymerase II-specific. The record is from RefSeq and is a predicted model, not a curated record. NCBI's taxonomy places the organism in Eukaryota, Metazoa, Chordata, Lepidosauria, Squamata, Candoiidae. The transcript has a single exon. Gene Ontology annotation, cellular component: chromatin; nucleoplasm; transcription regulator complex.
GGAUGGGAAUCCUAGGCCACGACUCCAAACACUCCAGCAUGAGGAAGGAAAAGAGAAGCUGGGACGUGAAAUGGAAUCAAAAAGAAGUGAGACGUGCCAGGCAACAGGUGGAAGUAAGAGAAGUGUGACUUCUCCAUGUGGUCCAAUCCAAGGCUUUCUUGCGGAGCAAAAUCACCAAGAGAAGACAAAGAUAAAGUGUUUGGGGCAAAGAGUGACCAUCUACAAAGACAAAUUUGAUUUAGAACAAUAUGACACAAAUCCCACAGAGAGAGAACAGCAUCAAGGCAGGGAUGUUAAAAAGUCUCCCAGUAGGAGUGUUUCUAUAGAUCAAAGUGUCAACCUGGGAGAGAACCUGUCUAGGUGCACGGAACGUGAGGAGAACUUCAGCUGCAGUAGUUCCCUGACUUCCCAUAAAGUAAUCCAUAAAGUUGACCAACCAUAUAAAUGUAUGGAAUGUGGGAAGAGUUUUAAUCAAAGGAGUAACCUUAUUUCCCAUAAAAGGAUCCACACCAGGGAGAAACCAUAUGAAUGCACAGAGUGUGGAAAGAGCUUCAGAAAGAACAGCUCCCUUACUUGUCAUAAAAGGGUCCGCACUGGGGAGAAGCCAUAUAAAUGCAUGGAGCAUGAAGAAAGUUUCAACAGCAGCCGUUCUCUGGCUUCCCAUAAAAUAAUCCAUACAGAAAAGAAACCUUACGAAUGCGUGGAGUGUGGAAAAAGCUUUAGGUGGAGCAGUCAGCUUUUUUCCCAUAAAAGGAUCCACACAGGGGAGAAACCGUAUCACUGCACAGAGUGUGGAAAGAGCUUCAGGUGGAGUGGUGAUUUCACAUCUCAUAAAAGGAUCCAUACAGGGGAGAAGCCAUAUAAGUGUGCAGAAUGUGGGAAAAUAUUUAGAAAAAGUGGUUCCCUUACUUCCCAUAAAAGUAUCCAUACCGGGGAGAAACCAUAUAAGUGCACGGAGUGUGGAAAAAGCUUUACUCAGAAUGGCAAACUUACUUCCCAUAAAAGGAUCCACACAGGGGAGAAACCGUAUAAAUGUGUGGAGUGUGGGAAGAGCUUUAGUCAGAGCAGCCACUUGAUUUCCCACAAAAGGAGCCACUCAGGAGAGAAACCCUAUAAAUGUAUGGAGUGUGGAAGGAGCUUCAUGUGGAACAGUCAGCUUACGUCUCAUAGAAGUGUCCACACAGGGGAGAAGCCAUAUAAAUGUGUGGAGUGUGGGAAGAGCUUUAGUGACAUCAGCCAUCUUACUUCUCAUCAAAGGAUUCACACCGGGGAGAAACCGUAUAAAUGUGUGGAAUGUGAAAAAUGCUUCAGCAACAGUAGUUCCCUUUCUUACCACAGAAGGAUCCAUACAGGAGAGAAACCUUAUAAAUGUGUGGAGUGUGGAAAAUGUUUUAGUCAGAGCAGCAGUCUGAUUUCCCAUAAAAGGAUCCACACAGGGGAGAAACCAUAUAAAUGCACUGAAUGUGGGAAGAGUUUUCGUGAAAAUGGGUCCCUUCGUUCCCAUAAAUUGAUCCACACAGGGGAGAAACCAUAUAAAUGCACAGUGUGUGGGAAGAGCUUCAGUCAGAGCAGUUCCCUUACUUCCCAUGAAAAGAGUCACACGGGAGAAAGCCUAUAA